GCUUUAAGUGUGAAGGAUCCAUGCCGGAAGUUUCAUUGUUGUCAGCCUACCAGGAAAAGAAGUUACUGUGAAAUGGAUUUCAGUGUCGGUGCAGUACUUCUGGCAACAACACAAAUCGCGACGGAGUCGUAAGGCGUGAGCAUCAAAAAGCCUGAGACACUUGACCGAUCUCCACCGGCUUCAUUGCAGAGGCACCUCCAGACUAUGGCUUCCCGACCAACACGGUUGUUUUUUUCCUUUGUGGACAUGCACAAAUAAAACUUUCCAUUUUAGACUUCCUGCUUUAUUGUUCCAUACUGCCUCUUCCUCUCAGUCUUUGCGUUGUGAGUAUCCCGGAUCCUGAGUGACAAUGGACAGCGCAGAGCCGGUGCAGCCCAGUCUCAACUCGGCUUAUCAGCCAACCAUGUUUGGCAACCGUGACGUAUCUGAUGAUGAGGAGAGUGACGACUGUGGUCCCUCCGAGUCUCUUCUGCCCAAACAUUCCCCCGCGCCCCUGGCUGUGCGCUACAGUCCCGACGACUCAUACUUUUUAGUUUACGUCAUCUUUUUUCUGAUGGGUAUCGGCUCCCUUCUGCCCUGGAACUUCUUCAUCACAGCCAAACACUACUGGCUGUAUAAACUUAGCAACAACACCCAGCGCAGCGGCAAUGAAGAGCAACACUCAGACCUCAUUGACUACUUUGAAAGCUAUCUGGCCAUUGCCUCCACGGUGCCCUCGGUCCUGUGUCUGAUUCUCAACUAUGUCCUUGUUAACAGGUUGUCUUCAAACACUCGAAUCCUUUCAUCCCUUAUUGUGAUUCUGGUGGUGUUUGUGGUGACCACGGUGCUGGUGAAGGUGGACGUGUCGGACCACAGGACGGAGUUCUUUACAGGCACCCUGAUCAGCGUGGCAAUCGUCAGCGGAGCCUCCAACCUCUUCUCUGGAAGUGUGUUCGGAAUAAGUGGACAUUUUCCCAUGAGGAUCUCCCAGGCCCUCAUAUCAGGCCAGGCUAUGGGAGGCACACUCAGUGCAAUAGCGUCAAUAGUGGACCUUGCUGCGGCUGAUGAUGUGACAGACAGCGCUCUGGCCUAUUUCCUGACAGCUGAUAUCUUCAUUCUGCUCUGCAUCGGAACAUAUUUGCUGUUGCCCAGGCUGGCAUACUCAAGACACUACAUGCUGGCAGCAACAUGCACCGGUCCAGAAGAGCAGAGUGAAGAUGGUGGUGCUUCUCACAUAGUUCCACCCCUGCACCCCAUCCUAAAGAAGAUAUGGGUACUUGGCCUGAGUGUCUUCUACGUCUUCUUUAUUUCCAUCAUGGUGUUCCCUGCUUUAUCCUCAGGGAUCCAGUCUGUUGACAAGGACAGUGGCAGCCCCUGGACAAACACUUACUUCGUACCCUUCACCAGUUUCCUCCUGUACAACGUAGCAGACUUCUGUGGUAGACAGGCCACAGCCUGGCUGCAGGUUCCCGGUCCCACGAGUCGAGUCCUACCGGCGCUGGUGCUGUGUCGCACCGUCAUGGUGCCACUACUCAUGUUCUGCAAUUACCAGCCAAGGGGCCACAUCCAAACAGUACUGUUCAACCACGACGUGUACCCUGUGAUCUUUAACUGCCUGCUCGGUCUCUCCAAUGGCUACCUGGGCACGUUGCCCAUGAUCUAUGGCCCUAAGGUGGUACCUCGGGAGCUGGCAGAGGCUACAGGAGUGGUCAUGUCUUUCUUUCUCACAUUGGGACUAGCUAUUGGAUCUGCAUUCUCUGUGCUUCUUGUGCACUGUAUCUGAUUUAAACAAACAAACAAAAAAAAAAAAAAACGUAUGUUGAGGUAUAGUGGAGCAAGACCGUAGAGUCUGAUGAGCACCAGAACAUUAAAACACCAGUAAAGCCAAAUUAAUGCUUUCAGUGAAAGUGCCAACAAGCCUCAACUCCUUUAUACCUCUAUUUAAUGUUUACAUUACACGAUGAAGCUAGUAAAUGUGGAGAUGAUAAAGAAGCAUUACACUGUAAAAUACUGAUAGAAAAGCUGAGCUGAUGAACACGUGGGUCUUGUUUCUGGUGGCUGUAAGCAUUUUAUAUUCAGUUUUGCAACACAAAUACAAACUUGUAAAUGUCCUAGAGGUGGUUUAAAGUGCAACCGUUUGUAUUUUUCUUUAAUCUUGUUACAUUGAUUAAACCUAAUGUGUGGAGGGAGAAAUUAA
Mugil cephalus (flathead mullet) is the source of this 2176-nucleotide messenger RNA. It is a transcript of the gene slc29a3, whose product is annotated as solute carrier family 29 member 3. Gene Ontology annotation, cellular component: plasma membrane; Golgi apparatus. NCBI's taxonomy places the organism in Eukaryota, Metazoa, Chordata, Actinopteri, Mugiliformes, Mugilidae. The coding region runs from base 350 to 1762 and encodes 470 amino acids. The transcript has 7 exons. Gene Ontology annotation, biological process: nucleoside transmembrane transport. The record is from RefSeq and is a predicted model, not a curated record. Gene Ontology annotation, molecular function: nucleoside transmembrane transporter activity.